Messenger RNA from Suillus subaureus, 1314 nucleotides. RefSeq lists its product as uncharacterized. The coding region runs from base 1 to 1314 and encodes 437 amino acids. NCBI's taxonomy places the organism in Eukaryota, Fungi, Basidiomycota, Agaricomycetes, Boletales, Suillaceae. The record is from RefSeq and is a predicted model, not a curated record. The transcript is spliced from 5 exons.
AUGGACAUCCAUGUCUAUUGUCCAAUCAAGAAUAUUCCUAUGCAACAUAGCAGUUCAGCAGAUCCUGCUGCUUCCACCUCUAAAUCUCUUGCUAAGCUGCUUGUUUCCAAGAGCCUGUCAUCUGAUGAUCAUCUUGAGUCUGUAGUCUCUGACUCUGAGGAAUGCUCAAGGGAUAACAUAUAUACCAUCAAGAAAAUUCUCUUUGUGAGUCAGGGCCUCAUUGGCCAUGGGACUAUCUGCUAUCUGGCCAGUUGGAAUGAAGAGGACUAUAUUGUCAAGGACCAUUGGGUUCUUGGCAAGCAGGACGACAUCAUCUUGAACAAGAUUGAGAUACUAAAAUUGAUGCAUGGUGUCCCUGGUGUUCUGGAACUGGUAGAUUAUUGGCUUAUCACAACAUCAGAGGGUGAGGUCAACAACACUCAAAGUUAUCACAAAAGAGAAUGCCAGAGUAUGCAGGGCACAAGUUGUACUCAUGUCCGCCUUAUCUUAAAACUAUGUGCUUGCCCCCUCCACAUAUUUCAAAUGCUCAAAGAGUUGGCAAGAGUGCUAAGGGAUAUUGUGAUCAUCCAGAAAAUGGUAGUGGAGGAGUGCAAGAUUCUGCAUCGUGAUUGCAACCUGAAUAAUGCAAUGAUCCUGGGCAAUCUAGAUAUUAGCAAGGGGUUCCUUAUUGACUGGGAAUUUGCAGUACAUAUUACUGCAGAUAAUAAAUAUACCAUUGGUGGUACAGGCACAGUCCCCAUCAUGUCAUGCAGGCUUCUCAGCCAAGUUUCACUCCUGCAGCAACAGGCAAAGGCAGAAGCUGAGAACAAAAAGCUAUCAAAAACUCACAAGUCGAAAUUGAAGAAAACUCCAGCACCAAAAACCUCCUUGGAUUCUUUGGCAUUGCCUGUUUCUCAUGUGACCCAAGUCCAUCAGGAGCAUAUGUCUAAUUCAUUGCUCAAUCACUGGACCAGCCUUGACCUGGCAUCAUGUGCUGCCUUCAAGAUUGCCUUCUUCAUGAACCCAUUGGAUGAAGAACAUCUUCUUAAUAAAUUUCACCUGUACUUCAAGCCUCUCAUCUCCCUGGCAAAAGAUUGGUGUGCAGUGUUGAAGGAUAACAUGGUUCACCCUGUUACCUUUGACACCAUUCUUCACAUACUCAACACUCAUCUCAAUCAACUUCCUGAUGAUGAGGAGCUUCAAUCUACUAUGGCAAUGCUGAAAAAGUCUGCCACUGUUCUCAAUAGUACAUCCAACUUGAAAUGUGCUGCUUCAAUAUCUUUGCAGCCUGUGGGCCAGGGAACACUAAAGUGGAAGAAAUUGGAUGAUAUCUGA